CUGUCCGGGUGGAGCUCCGGCUCCAGCCACCGGAGACCCCGAGGCGCACGGGCACCGCGCAGAAAACCGCACCGCACGCUUCGGCACCGGACAGAACUGAGCCGCAGCCCCGCGCGCCGCCCAGGACCCAUUCGCCGCCACCGCCGCCACCGCCGCCACCGCCGCCUCCGCAGCACCCAUGGGGACCUGGAGACUUUAAAGGAGUUUGGGGCUUCGGGAGCAGGGAAAUUACGGAUCCCCGCUCCUGGCCCUCGCCUCGCCGUGUCAUUGAUGGGCAACCAACUGGACCGCAUCACCCACCUCAACUACAGCGAGUUGCCCACAGGGGACCCGUCGGGGAUCGAGAAGGACGAGCUGCGGGUCGGGGUCGCCUACUUCUUCUCGGAUGAGGAGGAGGACCUGGACGAACGCGGGCAGCCGGACAGGUUUGGCGUGAAGGCUUCCCCGGGCUGUACCCCCUGCCCAGAGAGCCCCAGCCGCCACCACCACCAUCUGCUGCACCAGCUGGUCCUCAACGAGACUCAGUUCUCCGCCUUUCGGGGCCAGGAAUGCAUCUUCUCCAAAGUGAGCGGCGGCCCCCAGGGCGCCGACCUGAGCGUCUCCGCUGUCUCCGCGCUGCCCGCGCUCUGCGAGCCCGGCGACCUGCUGGAGCUGCUGUGGCUGCAGCCGGCGCCGGAGCCGCCCGCGCCCACCCCACACUGGGCCGUGUACGUGGGCGGCGGGCAGAUCAUCCACCUGCACCAAGGCGAGAUCCGCCAGGACAGCCUGUACGAGGCGGGCGCGGCCAACGUGGGCCGGGUGGUGAAUAGCUGGUACCGCUACCGCCCGCUGGUGGCCGAGCUGGUGGUGCAGAACGCCUGCGGCCACCUGGGCCUCAAGAGCGAGGAAAUCUGCUGGACGAACUCGGAGAGCUUCGCCGCCUGGUGCCGCUUUGGCAAGCGGGAGUUCAAAGCCGGAGGGGAGGUGCCGGCCGGCACGCAGCCGCCGCAGCAGCAGUACUAUCUCAAGGUGCACCUGGGGGACAACAAAGUCCACACGGCCAGGUUUCACAGUCUGGAAGACCUCAUCCGCGAGAAGCGCCGCAUCGACGCCAGUGGCCGCCUGCGAGUGCUCCAGGAGCUCGCCGACCUGGUGGACGACAAGGAGUAGCCGCGCUCCCUUCCCGUCCCCGCACCCCGCUCCCUCCCCGUCCCCGCACCCGGGCUUCGCGCGGCGGGUGAUUCGCGACCUCCGCCCCCGUCGCGCGUCCGCCGCCAGUGGCCAGUGUCCAGGCUGCGCCCUCGCACCCCUCUGGCAAGGGGCAGGAAGUCUCAGGAGCUGACCCCGGGACUGAAAGGACGCAGCCGCGCGCGCCUGGCUCAGAGCCCCAGUGGUGGUGACGGUGUUGGGGAGACCCAGCGUGCGCUUUGUCACUGAGUUGUAAAGGGAGGGGGGAGAGAAAGGGCUGAGGGGAGCAGGGACAUGGCCUCCCCCGCGAGUCAAUGGUCAGUGACCUAUCACCGACUGGGAAAAUACCCUUUACUAAAAAGGGACCAUCACCGCCCCAAAUGCGCACACCCAGAUCGGUCGGAGGCGAGAAUUGGUCUUUGCAGGGCACAAUUCCGUUCUUGUAUGGAUGUGUCCCCAGAUCGCAGGAUUUCCAAGAAAUCGAGGCUGUCCCUUGUGCACUUGUGAAUAAUUCCACAAGAGAGCACUUUGGGACUCCGGGUUAUCCUGAGGCUGCCCGGACUUUCCCAGCUCUUCAGCCCCAGGUCUCCUGACACUGUAUUGCAGGCUCCGGGCUAAGCUAGACACUGUUUGCUUCCUGUUCUUUCCAGCGAGGGAAGCGAACGUCACCCCCACCCGCAUUCGCCUGCGCUCCCUCGGUGGCAGAGGGGACCCUUCCCCGGACCGGGAGGGAAAUGGCGCAGCUAAUUCGGCGAGCAGAGCCGGCCCCGCCCCCCGACAGGCGAUCGUCCACCUGGUGUCUGUAAACUUGAACGUGUGAAGGAGGAAGGAAGCUUGUUCUUAACCCUUGAUUGCUCCCAACUCAGGCUGCAUUUCAAAAAUAGUCAUAUUUUUAAAGGGGUUGGAGGAGAGGAAGGGCGGGGGAGGGACAGGCAACAUUCCAGAAACCAGCAUUAUUACAGCACCAUAGCCAGUGUAUUUAGUUUGGCUUUUCCUAACAUAGAAAUCUUAGAAGGUGGAGAGUGGAAAUAGAGUUUUAAAAAAGAGAGAGCAGUUUUCCAGCUAUGUCAACAAAGCCUAUCGUGUUGAUGUUUUUAUUGACCAUUUUAGCAACAUGCUAAUAAAAUUUCAAAUUGAAAUUUU
Cynocephalus volans (Philippine flying lemur) is the source of this 2310-nucleotide messenger RNA. RefSeq names its product LRAT domain containing 1 (gene LRATD1). The transcript is spliced from 2 exons. Gene Ontology annotation, biological process: cell motility; cell morphogenesis. The record is from RefSeq and is a predicted model, not a curated record. Lineage: Eukaryota; Metazoa; Chordata; Mammalia; Dermoptera; Cynocephalidae. Bases 271 to 1149 code for a protein of 292 amino acids.